AUGGAUGAUCUGAAGGAGGAGCUUUCACCGGCUGACUUUAAAGCUGCUAAAAGUAACCGAAUCAGAUAUUCUAGACAAGAUUAUAGACAUCUUCCUUAUUUUGCAACAGAUUUUGAAUGGAAAGAUUAUAGCCCUGCCGUUUUCAGACGUAUACUAGAGCAUGACGGUAUUGAAUAUUCCGAUUACCAGUUGUCAGUAUGUGGAGAUGAGACUCUAAGGGAGGUUUCGUUUUCAAUGAAACCUGGUAUGAUGUUCUUAUUAUCCAAUGACAAUCGGUUUGUUGUCAAAACCCUGCGCAAAUCUGAGUUGAAGAUACACCUAGAGAUGCUUCCCAACUACUACCACCAUAUUAUGAAGUUCGGAUCCUCAAUAAUAGUUAAACUCUACGGACUUCAUGUUGUCAGGCCAGCAGGGGGUAUUAAGGUUUACUUUGGUGUUUACAAAAACAUAGUCCCAUCGGAUAUUUCCAUAUUUGAGCAUUAUGAUCUCAAAGGCUCUGCAAAAGGUCGAGCAGAGAACAAAAUCAUUGUUCAUGAGAGACCUGUACAUAAGGAUAUGGAUUUUGAUUUUUACUUCUACCUGGAUCCAUUGGUCCGAGCUCGGCUGUUAGCGCAAAUCAAGUAUGACUGUGAAUUUUUGGAAGCUGAAGGCAUCAUGGAUUACAGUUUGUUUCUUGCUAUACAAAUAGAGUCUCCACAUGAAGAGAUAAUGGAACGAAUUUCCAGAAGGACUGAUAAAGUGAUGAUGAACGAUACUUCAGAAGGAAGUGAAAGCUUGGAGUUGACUCUUGCUGAUAUUUGCAACCUACUUGACAGGCCUGGUUAUAAAUUUGGUUCAAGCCUGCCAGCAUGCGCUGUCCGGGACUGCAGGAAAGAAAUGGUGGGAGGUUCGAGAUCAUAUAAGGCCAGGGGCUCUAGAACUAGAACACACUCAUCUGCACAGGAAUGCUUCAAUGUUCUUCUAUUUUUUGGAAUAAUAGAUAUUUGUCAGAGUUAUAAUAUGAGAAAACGCCUUGAGCAUGCCUGCAAGUCCAUCAAAUAUGACUCGAAGUCCAUUAAAACCGUGAACCCCAAAGCUUAUUCUUCUCGGUUUCAAGAGUUUAUCAGCGAAGUAUUUCUACCUGAAGAGUCAGACGGCUUUUCUAAUAAACGCUAUGAAGGGUUUCUAGCUGUUAGGGAUGCAUUUUGA
Molecule: messenger RNA, 1188 nt
Organism: Argentina anserina (silverweed cinquefoil)
Lineage: Eukaryota; Viridiplantae; Streptophyta; Magnoliopsida; Rosales; Rosaceae
Product: putative phosphatidylinositol 4-phosphate 5-kinase 11
Exons: 8
Coding region: 1-1188 (395 amino acids)
Biological process (GO): phosphatidylinositol phosphate biosynthetic process
Cellular component (GO): plasma membrane
Molecular function (GO): 1-phosphatidylinositol-4-phosphate 5-kinase activity
Source: RefSeq, a predicted model, not a curated record